Messenger RNA from Styela clava, 1389 nucleotides. RefSeq names its product protein pelota homolog. The record is from RefSeq and is a predicted model, not a curated record. Gene Ontology annotation, cellular component: cytoplasm. Gene Ontology annotation, biological process: nuclear-transcribed mRNA catabolic process, non-stop decay; nonfunctional rRNA decay; ribosome disassembly. NCBI's taxonomy places the organism in Eukaryota, Metazoa, Chordata, Ascidiacea, Stolidobranchia, Styelidae.
UUGUGCAAAUAGAAAAAUAUAAUAUAAUAAAUGUGACUGAAUUACUUGCUUCUUACUAGUUCACUACUUAUGACAACGAUUAGUCUAAUAAUAUGCUAGUUGUUAUUAAAAGCUCCAAAACAGACUGUAAGCAAGACAUCGUUACUCCAACAUGAAGCUUGUGCAUCGGAAUAUAACAAAGGAUUCAUCAGGCCAAGUGACUCUCAUUCCAGAAGAUGGGGAGGAUAUGUGGCAUGCUUAUAAUAUUAUCCAAGCUGGAGAUAGUUUGAGAUCAACCACAGUUCGUAAGGUUCAAGUCGAAUCGAAUACUGGUAGUGUUGGAAGUAGCAGAGUACGGACAACAUUGACAAUCACUGUGGAAGCAUUGGACUUUGAUUUCCAAGCAUGUGUUCUUCGGGUGAAAGGAAGAAAUAUUGUGGAAAAUCAGUUUGUCAAGAUGGGUGCAUAUCAUACUCUUGAUUUGGAAGUCAACAGAAAGUUUACACUUGCAAAAAAAUGUUGGGACAGUGUGGUGUUAGAUAGAAUAGAUGCUGCUUGUGAUCCAACUCAAAAUUCUGAUGUUGCUGCUAUCGUAAUGCAGGAAGGUAUUGCACAUGUUUGCCUUGUAUUAGCGAGUAUGACUUUAGUGCGAGCAAAAAUAGAAAUGCAGAUACCUCGUAAGAAAAGAGGCAGCUCGCAACAGCAUGAUAAGGGUGUUGAAAAGUUUUUUGAUUCUGUAUUGCAAGCUAUUCUGCGGCAUGUAAAUUUUGAUGUUGUUAAAUGUGUUCUUGUUGCGAGCCCAGGAUUUGUAAAAGAUCAAUUUUUUGAAUAUAUGUUCAAUUAUGCUGUGAAGACUGACAAUAGGGUUCUUAUUGAAAAUAAAUCAAAGUUUUUGUUGAUACAUGCUUCGUCGGGUUUCAAGCAUUCUUUAAAAGAAGUUUUAAGUGACCCUUCUGUAAUUGCGAGACUGGCAGAUACAAAAGCAGCAGCUGAAAUACGUGCCAUGGAAUCAUUUUAUAAGAUGCUCCAACAGGAACCAGACCGAGCGUAUUAUGGUGAAAAGGAAGUGGAAAAAGCUAGCAAGGUUCAAGCAAUUGAUACUUUACUGAUUUGUGAUUCAUUACUUAGAACUCACGAUGUUGCCAAACGCAGACGACUCAUUGAAAUUGUUGAUUCAGUCCGUGAAAAUGGUGGAACUGUGCGGAUGUUUUCAUCUAUGCAUAUAACAGGAGAACAAUUGGCGCAACUGACUGGUAUUGCUGCAAUGCUGCGUUUUCCUGUUCCUGACCUGACUGACGACGAAUCAUCAUCAGAAGAGGAUGAAUGAAUUAUUUUUUAAAAUUUAUCUUUCUUUCUGAUAUAAUGUUAUUUAUUGUAAUGCAAUUAAAUGCAAUCUUGGAAUAUGUGAUC